Messenger RNA from Pecten maximus, 6068 nucleotides. Its product is annotated as calcitonin receptor-like. The transcript is spliced from 13 exons. Gene Ontology annotation, molecular function: G protein-coupled peptide receptor activity. Gene Ontology annotation, biological process: adenylate cyclase-modulating G protein-coupled receptor signaling pathway; cell surface receptor signaling pathway. Lineage: Eukaryota; Metazoa; Mollusca; Bivalvia; Pectinida; Pectinidae. Gene Ontology annotation, cellular component: plasma membrane. The coding region runs from base 1150 to 2850 and encodes 566 amino acids. The record is from RefSeq and is a predicted model, not a curated record.
CCCAUACUCACACAUCUGUCUGCCUUCAUCUCAUCUGUGGUCAUUUCUGGGGCGAGCGUUCAGCCGAUGUACAGCUAUGCGAUUCUCUGGAAAGGCUUGUGCCAUUUUGUGGAUUAAUAUAGCACCUCCGACAGAAGCCUGAAUCCUGAAGAAAACGCAUCUCUUUGGGGGAAAAACGAGUCAGAAAAGGAAUAUCACGAAUGGACACACUGUUAGAAAAAUAACAUCACGUACGGACUUACUGUUUGAUUCAUGUAGCAAACGACAAACACUGGUGAUGGGGUCCAAAGAUAGACAUAUAUUUUGAUGACAAAAGCUAUCGUUCAUACCUGCAUUAUUAAGAGACUUCUAUAUUUAAUUGUUACACUGUUGUGAGGAGCCGACAGAAUGUUAUAUUGGAAAUAACUGUACCAAGGCAGUGUGAUAGAACCAGCUUUUGUGAUGAUGGACACGGUCAGUCUCUCAGAGAGAAAUAGAUAAGUGAGAACGCCGAUCAUGACCUAGAUAUCAGGGUGUUUGAUAAAUAACGAUGUAUGUGUCAAUUAUCACAUUUUGUUAUCCCCAAACGAUAGUAGUUCGUACAAAAGUGAUUCCAUUGAGUUUAAACAGGUAUGUGUGAACCAUGCGAACCAUGCGUCCUAGAAACGAUUAACUCUUAAUAACUUCCUAUUGACUUUCACGUCUAUACUAAGAUAUUGUGCCGUUUAUCGAUCCGCGUGUGAUAUGACUGACCAGUAGUAUUGGUCAAAUACAAAAUACUCGGACCGUUGACCGGUAUAUAUCUGUCGAGUACAUGAACACGGCUGUUUUCUGGGAGAUAAAUAGUUAUUGUUUUACGGAUACAUUUUAGGGUUUUCUGAAUGCUCUUUUUAUCCCCUUGGUCGAUGAUUCUCUCUGUAAACAGUGUUGGAGCUAGAGUGUCGUGUUCUCGGCAACUCGUGCAUACGAAAGUGUACUUAACUGUUAUAGACUUGGGAAAAUAGUAAACUGAGGUUUCAGUCCUAUAUCGGAACUCUGCUGUAAAACUUUUCAGGGAUUGAUGUGCCGUAUGUAUACUACCGGCCGGACUCUUACAGAAGUAAGGUAGCUUCUGUUUAUUUACCGAUUAGACACGAGUUAGAUAAUUUACAGUUUACACCUUCUCUCAACAUGGAUUACAGGAUCACCUACGUUGUCUUUAUACAAAUGUUGACAGCGGCUGUGACAGGAGAGGAGCGCACGUGUCAUUACAAGUUCGGGGCAUAUCAUCCACAAAUAUAUGACAUGUUUACCUGCGCCUGGUGUUACACAUUCUUAUUUCCAAAACGAGGUUUAACAGCACAUCCGGGACAUCCGUUUCUUUUCUUGACGUCAGAGACGGGUAGAAUACAGGCUCGGUUCAAUCCAGACGCUAAGAAUGAGACUGCUAGAGCUGAUAUAUGUCGGACCUUGACUGACGAACAGUGUCAGAGGUGGCAGUCAUGCUGUAACGCCGCGCAUGAGUGUUGUGAGAAACAGCUCUCACUUCCGCCUCCGGAUAAUUCAACCUGCCAAUCUACAUGGGACGGAUAUGGUUGCUGGGAUAAAAAAGCGCCCUCAACAGUCAACUAUAUAAACUGUCCCCUGUACAUGUCCUAUUCCAUCCCAACGCGGCAAGCAGAGAAGGUAUGUCUACCGAAUACUACAUGGCUGAUGAAGAAAGGCAUGUACUGGACGGAUUAUACUCAGUGUUCCAAUUACAAAGAUCUGAAGACCUCACUCUACCUCGGGAUGGGCUGUAGUAUAUUCAGCGUCAUCGUCCUUGUUCCCGCCAUUUAUAUCUUCCUAAGAUAUAAGGCACUUCGCAAGCAGCAUCGGAUACGACUUCAUAUCAACUUCUUCCUGGCGCUUCUUCUGAAGGAGGUGAUGACCAUAUUAUGGGAUAUGUUGGUGACGUAUGACCGUGUAUCGCACGAGGAUGCCUUCAACACCAUACUGGUACAGAACGGGGUGGGAUGUAAGCUGCUGUCGUUCUUCAUGAUCUACUUUAAGUGCACGAGCUUUACGUGGAUGUUCUGUGAAGGAUUUUACCUUCAUCGCCUGAUGAGUGACGCAUUUUCCCCACCGCGGUCUCUUGUCACGCUCUACCUCACCGGUUGGGGUAUCCCGUUACUGUCGUCAACGAUCUACGCUAUAAUCCGUGGUAUAUACGCUAACGAAAGCUGCUGGUCUACAAGCUAUGAAGACAAAGAAUGGAUAUUUUAUGCCCCGAAUUUAGCAUGUCUUAUCGUAAAUUUUAUAUUUUUAUGUAACAUUCUGCGGAUUCUACUCACGCAAUUACAGUCACAUCCUAACGAACCAAGCAAUUUCCGGAAGGCUGUGAAGGCCACCUUUGUUUUAAUCCCAUUGUUUGGUGUCCAACUGUUUGUUACAAUCUAUAGAAUUCCUGUUAACAAACAAGCUGGAUUGGAAUAUGAGAGGUUCUCCUUAUUUUGCAACAAUUUACAGGGAUUCUUCGUCGCCCUGAUAUUCUGCUUCCUGAAUAGCGAGGUAAGCGAGAUCGUGCUGUUCCCCUGCUCGUAUAAACAGACAGAAGUUAUCACUCACUUAAGAAAGACUUGGAGACGAAGAAUCAGAGACCGAUCGCUUGGAGGAUCGAAGCGACUUAACACAACUCUCAAUCAGACUUUAUCAUUUAACAGCGAUACUCUAGAUAGAAAAACGUCUGAUAAACGGAACCGGAAAGAGACUUAUCAAAUGGACGAUAACGUAAACGGCGAGGUCACGUCAAAGGAAACUAGAGGGAAUGACAUCCGAUACAACGCAGUCCCCGUUAGUGAGGAACAGUAUUCAAUGUCUGACACUAAUCAGGGCAAAUGUAUGCUGCAUUGACCAGCAAUCCCCUGUUACAUCAGACUGGUCAAUGUACCGGACACGACGAUAUUAUGGCCGAAAAGAACAUUGUCUGUGACAGAGCUAAAUUAAUUGGUUAUUUCGGCGUCGUGAUUUACACAAGAGCUGCCAUUUUACAAGCUCGCGCCGUGUUAUAUAGAUCUACAUGUCUGACCGCCAGACGUGCAUUCUUAUCUACAGCUCUGCUUCAUUGCCUCAAGUCCAUGCUUCUGUGGUGGGAUAUAUGUGCAUACACAUACAUGUGGCCUGGAAUAAAAGAAAUCUGGUCUAGUGAUUUGAUUGAUAUGUUUUUUGGAAUGUGAUUGAAGGUUUAGAGACUAGCCGCAUAACGUCCAAUUUAUCAUCUUACUUAUUUCAAUGGAUCGUUAAAUAAGUGUUUCUACACUGUAGUUCUAUAUGCAAUUAUGUUGACAUUUUAAUCGACGAGGUGGAGUAUUUCAUUCUUAUACAUGACCUAGUGAGAUACACAACACGGGUUUGAUAAUGACAAUUAUGGUGAAUUUCCAAAUUAAUCAACUUGAUAUAUAACUUAAACACCAAUCGUCUUCACGUCGAUGAAAUUCAAUAUAUUCAAAAAUAUUGAUUUCUUAUUUUGUUUUUAAAUGCAUAAUUUACAAAAGACAGUUGUGUUCCUACCACAUGUUCCAUACUAUGAUGAGUAGAAUGGGUUUUCCAUGGCUGCCGGUAUGACUAUGAGGAAUAAUGAAAUCCGACAGGGAAUAGAUCUGGAACAGCUUAAAUGUUGUCACUCAUCAUCUGACUUUGAUGUGUUCAUUUCUUUUGAACAGCACCUUCCGGUAUUUUUCGAUUAAUUACCGAAUAUAUAACGUAAUAUACAUGUAUGUGCCUGUAUUAUGCUACAGUUGAAGAAAAAAUCAUAAAAACAACGAAAUGUAUUCUUAACGGGAGCCUGGCAAUAUUUGUAUAUUCUAUAAAUUUAGACUUAUUUUAGUGCUUUUCCCUCAGAAAACAUCAUUACGCUCAUUGCAGUUGAUUUGGCUGUAAAAUUUGAGUGUGACAAAUACAUUUACGUUAUUGUACAUCUAAAAUACCAGGUCAGUUUACUGUCUGGUUGUUUAAUCAAUGAUUACUCCUGAAUGUACAGGAGUAUAUUAGUGGUUAGUUUGACAGCUGGACUCCGGAAUUAUCUCGGUUGCCUAAGGAAUGAUUAAUUAUGUUUCUGAAAUGUGAUCGUGGAUUUAUUGUUAAGAAACUACAUACUCAGACAUAGAUCUCGUGUACUCGUCAUGUUAUACCGUCAAACAUACAUACAUGUAAGCGUUUGAUGUUUCGUUUCAGGUAUAGAAGACAAUCAUUGUUGAUAUUAGCAUUAUCUAUAUAUAAAAAGUCCUUCAUACGCUGCUAUAUAAACUGAUAUGUUUUGUUUGUUUGGAUGUAUGUUUCUACUGAAUUAGCAUUCGUCCUUGAAUGUGACGUCAUUCCGAUAUUUGAGAAAGUUUUCUUUUCGAUAUCACACAAUUUUCUGUUUUACACAGCAUGAUACAUGUCCCAGUACAUUCGACCAUACGGAUAUUGAAGUGUAGUUUUUAGCAUUGUUUGGUGAAAAGUAGAUGAACAUACCACAUACAUAUUUAAUUACGUGUGGUUUUUUCGAUAUGGUUAUGUCGUAUCAAGGUCUACGGAGCCACUGUGGUCCAAUGAUAGGACGGAUAGCUUUGUAACCGAAUGGUCACUAGUUCGAGUCCCGGCACGGUAGUCUAGUGGUAGGACGGAGGGCUAUGUAACCGAAGGGUCACUAGUUCGAGUCCAGUCACAGUGGCCUAGUGGUUGGACGGAGGGCUAAGUAACCGAAGGGUCACUAGUACGAGUCCCGGCACGGAAGUCUAGUGGUAGGACGGAGGGCUAUGUAACCGAAGGGUCGCUAGUUCGAGUCCCGUCACGGUAGUCUAGUGGUAGGACGGAUGCUAGUAACCGAAGGGUCACUAGUUCGAGUCCCGUCAUGGGUGCGGUAUUUUAUCCUUACAUAAUAUAUUUCGUUGUGUUCCAGUCAACUCCUUGCUAUAAGGAUACUCGUUAGGGAAGAACAAGUAUGUCGUAUGGAAGUUGUUAGCGCCAAAAUAACAGCUCCGUCUGUAUGCUGCCGAAAGUAGUUUUAAAAUGAAAUUAGCUAGCGUCUAAAAACACAAUACCCACGGCUAAUAAUUGUGAGCAAUAUAUAAUUCAUAAAUGCACAAUACUAUCACACGUUCUGAAUCAUUAGAGUAUUCAUUGUUAUAACUAUGACAGUGGCACUACCUUGACUGUCAUUUCAUGACUAAGUGUCAUCAACUGUCUAUACUUUACUCUUUUGAGGAGAUGUCUCGUAUAAGAUUGCUUAUUCUUAUCCCUAAUUGUAUCUUAACAUUAUAAUAUUCUGAAAUAUUAUGUAUUGCAUAAUGUACAGGACCAAAAUUCGGUACCUGCCAGUAAUUAAAACUGUACAAAACUUAACAAAGAGCCAGCGAUUAACUCGGCGUAGUCUAUCUGCCAUCAACUGUGUGUGCUUGGCUCAUUAACAAAAUCCAUCCGAUGAACGCAUCCCUUCGCUCCUGUCUGUGAUAAAUUAUAACAUCAAUACUUAUGUCGAAGUGUUCUUUUAUAUCAAUAUCCUCAUUUGAUAUACCUAAAUUAUCACAGUGUCAUGAAUGUGAGGAAAUACAUUGGCACAUGUUUAAUUUUACCUGUCAUUACGGGAUUACCUAUACCUGUAUUAUACCAAUCGCCUGACGCUAUCAUGUCGUAAUAGAUAGUUGAUGGGUUGUUUUCACCCGGAAUUAAAACAUAUUGCGUACCUAGUUAUGAAAUUUCCAGAGAACAGUGGGAGUUGUAUCGUUAUUUUCCUUUAAUUGGUAAAUAUCUCACUAAGUUUAAACGUGAACUAAAUAUCCAUCACUGCUAUAUAAAACUGUAUAUAUACAUUAUAUAAAUAUAUAUGAUUUGUUUAAUCCGACCAACUUACGCCAUACGAUAUCAAUACUUAUGUCUGUGAGAUGUCAAGGAGGACAGAAACCCUGAUUACGUAUACAUCUAUUAAUGAUUGUAUGGGUACUGUAACAGGUAGAUUGUCGUAUCAUGGUAUGCGGAUAUGUAAACAGAGUUGUAAUAUGUCUUAUGAUGAUAUAUUCCUUUAUAAAUAUUACGAUAUUUUGUGUAAUAAAAGUCCUGUCGAAAUAAAACAUGAAGAAAAAAAAACCGCU